Gopherus evgoodei (Goodes thornscrub tortoise) is the source of this 5412-nucleotide messenger RNA. It is a transcript of the gene MTR, whose product is annotated as 5-methyltetrahydrofolate-homocysteine methyltransferase. The transcript has 33 exons. Gene Ontology annotation, molecular function: cobalamin binding; zinc ion binding; methionine synthase activity. NCBI's taxonomy places the organism in Eukaryota, Metazoa, Chordata, Testudines, Testudinidae. The record is from RefSeq and is a predicted model, not a curated record. The coding region runs from base 79 to 3879 and encodes 1266 amino acids. Gene Ontology annotation, biological process: pteridine-containing compound metabolic process.
UGAGACGCGGACCCAGGCGCGCUACCCCGGCCCCGCCGCUGCCGGAGGAGGAGGAGCGGGCGGCCCUGCAGCUGUGGCAUGUCGCCCGCCGGCUACAAGUUCCCCGAGCGGCCGGUGACUACCCAAAAGAGCUUGAAAGAUGAAAUUGAAUCCAUUUUGCGGGAGCGGAUUAUGGUUUUGGAUGGAGGCAUGGGGACCAUGAUCCAGCAGCAUGCGCUAUCAGAGGAGGACUUCCGAGGGCAAGAAUUUAAGGAUCAUUCAAAAUUUCUGAAAGGCAACAAUGACCUUUUGAGUAUAACUCAGCCUGAUAUAAUCUACAAAAUUCACAAGGAAUACUUGCUCUCUGGGGCUGAUAUCAUUGAAACAAACACUUUCAGUAGCACCAGAGUUGCACAAGCUGACUAUGACCUUGAGUAUCUGGUUUAUCAGUUAAACAAAGUCUCAGCACAGGUGGCCAGAAAAGCAGCUGAUGAUGUGACUGCUCAGACAGAGAGUAGGCGAUUUGUAGCUGGUGCUAUGGGUCCUACAAACAAGACGCUCUCUGUGUCUCCCUCAGUGGAAAGAUCAGACUAUAGGAACAUCACUUUUGAUGAGCUGGUUGAAGCAUACCAAGAACAAGCCAGAGGACUCUUAGAUGGAGGGGUUGAUAUCUUGUUAGUGGAAACCAUAUUUGAUACAGCCAAUGCCAAGGCAGCUCUCUUUGCUCUCAAGAAACUGUUUGAGGAAGAGUAUGAUCCCAGACCAAUAUUUGUUUCUGGAACCAUUGUAGAUAAGAGUGGACGCACUCUCUCUGGCCAGACAGGAGAGGCAUUUGUCAUUAGUGUAUCUCACAGUGAGCCACUUUGUAUUGGCUUAAACUGUGCAUUAGGGGCAGUGGAAAUGAGGCCUUUCAUUGAAACAAUUGGGAAGUGUACGACGGCCUAUAUCAUCUGUUAUCCCAAUGCAGGUCUCCCCAAUGCCUUUGGAGGUUAUGACGAAACCCCUGAAGUGACUGCCAAGCAUAUAAAGAGCUUUGCUUUGGAUGGUUUGGUCAACAUAGUUGGAGGUUGCUGUGGUACCACUCCAGCCCAUAUCAGGGAGAUUGCUGAAGCAGUAAAAACAUGUAAACCUCGUAUUCCCCCCUCCUUCGUUUCAGAAGGGUAUAUGCUGCUGUCAGGUCUUGAGCCCUUCAGGAUUGGCCCAUACACCAACUUCGUUAACAUUGGUGAACGCUGCAAUGUGGCAGGAUCAAAGAAGUUUGCUAAGCUCAUCAUGGCAGGGAACUAUGAAGAAGCUCUGAGUGUAGCCAAGGCCCAAGUUGAGAUGGGAGCCCAGGUUUUGGAUAUCAAUAUGGAUGAUGGAAUGCUGGAUGGGCCGAGUGCUAUGGCCAGAUUUUGUAACUUCAUUGCUUCGGAACCUGACAUUGCUAAGGUGCCGUUAUGCAUUGAUUCUUCAAAUUUCUCUGUGAUUGAAGCUGGCUUGAAGUGUUGCCAAGGGAAAUGCAUUGUGAACAGCAUCAGCCUGAAGGAAGGUGAAGAUGAUUUCCUUGAAAAAGCAAGAAGGAUUAAGUUAUACGGAGCAGCUGUGGUGGUCAUGGCUUUUGAUGAAGUGGGUCAAGCCACAGAAACGGAAACUAAAAUUGCAGUGUGCACCAGAGCUUACCACCUCCUUGUGAAGAAAGUGGGCUUCAAUCCAAACGAUAUAAUUUUUGACCCCAAUAUUCUGACUAUAGGGACUGGAAUGGAAGAACAUAACCUAUAUGCAAUUAACUUCAUCAAUGCAGCUAAAACCAUAAAAGAAACACUGCCAGGAGCUAAAAUAAGUGGAGGCCUCUCCAAUCUGUCCUUCUCCUUCCGGGGGAUGGAAGCCAUUCGAGAAGCAAUGCAUGGAGUUUUCCUGUAUCAUGCAAUUAAGUAUGGCAUGGACAUGGGGAUAGUGAAUGCAGGGAAUCUUCCAGUGUAUGAUGAUAUUCACAAGGAACUUCUACAGCUGUGUGAGAAUCUGAUCUGGAAUAAAGACCCAGAUGCAACAGAGAAGCUUUUACAUUACGCCCAGACUCAUGCCCAAGGAGGGAAGAAAAUGGUACAGACUGAUGAAUGGCGGGAUAGCCCCGUGGAGGAAAGGCUGGAAUACUCACUUGUCAAGGGCAUUGAAAAAUACAUCAUUGAGGACACAGAUGAGGCAAGAUUAAACCAUAACAAAUAUCCCAGAUCUCUGAACAUAAUUGAAGGGCCCCUGAUGAAUGGCAUGAAAGUUGUUGGCGAUCUUUUUGGUGCUGGAAAGAUGUUUCUACCUCAGGUGAUAAAGUCUGCUCGAGUUAUGAAGAAGGCAGUUGGCCACCUCAUUCCCUACAUGGAAAAGGAAAGAGAGGAAAAGAGAGCUAAAUCCAGCAGCAUCGAAGAAGAGGACCCUUACCAUGGCACAAUUGUGCUAGCUACUGUAAAAGGAGACGUACAUGAUAUUGGCAAGAAUAUCGUGGGAGUGGUACUAGGCUGCAACAAUUUCAGAGUUAUCGAUUUAGGAGUUAUGACUCCGUGUGAUAAGAUAUUGAGAGCUGCUAUUGAAAAUAAAGCAGAUAUAAUUGGCCUGUCUGGUCUUAUCACGCCUUCUUUGGAUGAAAUGAUUUUUGUUGCCAAGGAAAUGGAGAGACUAGAGAUCAAGAUUCCUUUGUUGAUUGGAGGAGCAACUACAUCUAAAACACAUACAGCUGUGAAAAUUGCCCCACGGUACAGCGCACCGGUCAUUCAUGUCCUGGAUGCAUCCAAGAGUGUGGUGGUUUGCUCUCAGCUGCUAGAUGAAAACCUGAAAGAUGAUUUCUUUGAAGAAAUAAUAGAGGAGUAUGAAGACAUUAGACAGGAUCACUAUGAGUCUCUCAAGGAAAGAAGAUAUUUAUCAUUGGAGCAAGCUAGGAGAAAAGGUUUCCAUAAUGACUGGCUGUCAGACUAUAAACCCGUUAAACCUAAAUUCUUUGGUACUCGAGUUUUUGAAGAUUAUAACCUGGAGAGGCUGGUGGAAUACAUUGACUGGAAGCCUUUUUUUGAUGUCUGGCAACUUCGGGGCAAAUAUCCCAACCGAGGAUUUCCUAAAAUUUUUAAUGAUAAAGCAGUGGGAGAAGAAGCCAAAAGAGUUUAUAAUGAUGCUCAGACCCUACUAAAAACUUUGAUUAGCAAAAAGAAGUUGCAAGCCAGCGGCCUGGUUGGGUUCUGGCCAGCGCAGAGUGUUCAAGAUGAUAUUCAUUUAUAUAUAACAGAAGAGGCAUUGCAGUCUGCAGAACCAAUAGCUAAAUUUUAUGGCUUAAGGCAACAGGCUGAAAAAGACUCCAACUGCGCAGACCCAUAUUACUGCCUCUCUGAUUUUAUAGCCCCCUUGGAUUCUGGUGUUCGUGACUAUUUAGGCCUGUUUGCUGUGGCCUGCUUUGGGGUAGACAAGCUAUGCAAGGAAUACGAGAAACAGUGUGAUGACUACAACAGCAUAAUGGUGAAAGCACUGGGAGAUCGUAUAGCAGAGGCAUUUGCAGAGGAGCUCCAUGAAAGGGUCCGAAAAGAAUUCUGGGCUUACUGCAACAAUGAACAGUUGGAUAUUUCAGACUUGCGCAGGAUCAGAUAUGAUGGAAUCCGUCCAGCUCCUGGGUACCCGAGCCAGCCUGACCACACUGAAAAACUCACCAUGUGGAAACUUGCAAACAUCGAGGAGGCAACAGGUAUUCAGUUAACUGAAUCACUAGCAAUGACACCUGCCUCCGCAGUUUCAGGUCUCUACUUCUCCAACCCCAAAUCCAAAUACUUUGCUGUUGGUAAAAUAUGUAAGGAUCAGGUGCAAGAUUAUGCACUGAGGAAAAACUUGCCAGUGGUUGAGGUUGAGAAGUGGCUAGGGCCCAUCCUGGGAUAUGAUUUGGAAUAACUGUUUGUGGGAUGGCAGGGGCAAGCCUCUGCCUUGCUCUUCCCAGUUUCUUCUCCAGAAACAGAACAGAUCUCGACUUAGAAUCUUGUAGUUUGCAUCGAUUGACAGAACCUCUCAGUGGGCUUUGGAGGCUGUUCGCUUUGUAGCAUCACUUGCUGACAAAAAGAAAAACCCCACCACAUUUUUGUCUGAUUCUUUGUUAAUUUUUGGCAAAGUAGUUUUGUAUUAUGCCAUUUGUCAAGGGGGUAGUACAGAGAUCCUAUACAGAUCUCAGAAUUAUAAUUGUGCAUUUCUGUGCCCAAAUGGGCUAGAUGUUGCAUGAGAUGUAGAGAUCACUGGGUUUUCUUUUCGAUGGUGGAGAUUUUGAGAACUGGCUCACACCUUAAUAAUCUUGGGACAAACAUUUGCACUGAAGCACCCCAUCGACUGGUGAAAUAAUGCAGAAUUUUGCUUCUGGUCUUUAAAUGGUGUGUGUAUCAGCAAGUCAGAAGACAUGGAAAUAGACUGAAAGAAUGCCCCAUUAGUAAUGGGUAAUACUUAAUGGGUAAGAAACAACAUGGGAUCUAUUCUCCUCCUCAGUAUAUGGAUGCCUCCUGUAUUUGGGAGAACACCAGACCCCAUGCUCAUAUAGCAAUCUUGCUAUAUCAGAAAGAAGGUUGUAUCACUAAGGCUAUUUUGAUAAUUUUUGUUAUUGUAACUACCAAAGUAAUGUGGUGGUCUGAAACAAUCCCAGUAAUGCUAUAUUAUCCUAAAGAAUUAAACAGUGUGACUGAGAACAGAACUGAAAGCCUGGAAUACUCCCAGCUCUGAUGGGUCUUCUCUGGCUUUGGGCAAACCAUAUUAUCUCUCUGACUCACUGUCUGUAGCUGUAAAAUUGGGAUACUACUUCCUACCUCACUGGUGUGUAUUCUGAAACUUACUUGUUGCUUAUAUACCACUUUGCGGAUGAAAAGAGCUACUGACUUUAAUAUGUUAGUUGCAAGUAAGUCUUUGGGUGCCUGUAUAUUAAAACUGUGGUUGCAAUACCUUUGCUCCCUGAUAAUGAAGAAAAGGCCUUUUGAAAUAGCUGCUGUGUUUUUUCACCCAAUUACUACUUUUUAAGCAAAAACAUCAUGUUGGAGAAACUGUUACAUGACAAUUUUUUCAUCAAAUUACUGUGCUUAGUCCUCUGAUCUGAAUGUAAGCGGUAGAUAAUCUACAAGUUUAGUCUCUAAAUAAAUAUUUAAUUUUGAAUAAAUUCACUGUUUAUGAAUGUUUUUAAUAAUCUCUGAGGUAGGCACUAACCUAGCUCAGAGCUAUGUAUUUAAUUAUUAACUUUUAUGAAACAUUGAGGAGAAAGUCCUGCUUUCUAAGUCUGGUAUCUGUCAAAAACAAUGACCUGUGUUAUAAAGAGACCCCCCCUUCUAAAUAUAUUGUUUGUAAUCAGUUGGUAUUUAAAUAUUGCCUUACAAUAUUAACCUUCAUCUGACUUUUAAGUAUACUGAAAAAAAUGCAUAUAUGACUCCUUAAACAAUAAAUAUUAAGCUAUUGGUA